Messenger RNA from Myxozyma melibiosi, 6129 nucleotides. RefSeq lists its product as uncharacterized. Gene Ontology annotation, biological process: DNA damage checkpoint signaling; protein phosphorylation; telomere maintenance. Gene Ontology annotation, cellular component: nucleus. Gene Ontology annotation, molecular function: protein binding; protein serine/threonine kinase activity. The record is from RefSeq and is a predicted model, not a curated record. NCBI's taxonomy places the organism in Eukaryota, Fungi, Ascomycota, Lipomycetes, Lipomycetales, Lipomycetaceae. Bases 53 to 6064 code for a protein of 2003 amino acids. The transcript has 14 exons.
AGCUGCGAGCCCGGCCCCGGCAUACAGGAAGAGGUUUGUCUGGAAAUCAGUAAUGACUGAGGACGGGGAAGGAAGUUUGUCAGAUAGUAGUCGGAAACGGACAUACUCAAAUGCUUUUUUGGUCAAACCAAAUAGCCGCACCAGAGCUGUCGAGGAUCUGAAAUCUGCUCUUCCAUACUGCUUCGAUGAGCGUGGCUCGUUUGUAUCAAGCUGCGAGAAGUUGAAAGUCCACCUGAGAGCACAGACGGCGGCAAUCGCAGAUCGUCAAGAGCACUUAGAAGUGCUGCAGUCGCUAGGCUUCAUACCUUGUAUGCGAAGUCACGAACUUAAAAGAUUUACUGAGUUCCACUGUCCGAUAUGCGACUGUCAGAAUAUUGGAUCAGGCUUUGGGAGAACGGAGACUUGGCUGGAGUUUUACGAAGUAAUUGGGAUCCUGCUCGGCCUCGACGACAAAUCGGAUGAGACUGCGAUCGCACUACUGAGAAUCGUUCGUCGCUAUCUGUACCACUAUCGACCUCCACCUGUUCGCGGUAAUUACUCUCUUGACGCGGUGUAUACAUGGAUCGAGUCGAAAAUCAAAGCUGGUACCAGAGAGCACAGGCUGAUUGCUAGCCGGAUCGUCCCAUUAUUCAUAUUCGACAUUGAGUCCAGUCGCCAUAUAUUCAAUCUUUUGAGCUUUCCGGAUGGAAAUUCGUCUCAACUGACAGAGUCAUACGUUUUGGCGUGGGCUGAAAUUGCAAAAAUCUCCGAGGGAGAAGAUCUGAAUGUUGCUCUAAUCAAGCUUGUCAGCUUUCUCAUAUCAGACAAUGAGUUUUAUUGCGCUCUGGCCUACCAUGAGCUCAAGUCAGUCGCAUAUGCGCGUAACGUGACGCCGCUCCAGUUGCUGAUUCCGUUUAUGGAGACCAUAAGUGGUUUUGUAUUCAGGCCCUUCAGACAAGCAAAGGCGCACAUCUUGUGCUCUCUUCUUGGUGUUUCAUUGAAAGAGCUAGCGGAAAUGGCACAGGAGUACAUCCUUCCCUAUCUGGUACUAGAACGUCGCAAGGCAGAUGUGACUGAGAUUGCACAAAUCAUGCAAAUGCCAACUUCAGAGCUGUGCUUUUCAAAUCUUCAUUUGAUUUUGGCCACGCUUUUUAGUCAGACUUCCAAAGACCCUCUGACGGAAUUCCGGGCUCAUCUGGCUGACUUUUCGAAGAAACUAGCAAAGCUGAACUAUACCAAGUUCGUGCAGGUCAACUCUCUUAUCAUAGCGGUGGAAGUCCUGAAAAUGUACUCCGACAGCGACGACUCGAAACCGGCAGAGAACGUUCCUGCUUUUAGGAUCGUAAGGAUGCUGGCUGAUGCCGAUGCGCAGUCCAUCUCCAGUUCGAGCGAUAACUCGAACUUGGAUAGCUUCAUCAGCAAGAACAUUCUUGGUAUAAUCUGUCAUUUAUCGGACAUAUUAUAUAAGAGGCCAUACUGGCCGGACAAAAGACGAUAUCUAAGAGGAAUGGCGGCCGUCAUAAGGCUUGCUGGGCAUCAUGCGGUUACUGCAAAGCCUCAGAUCUGCUCUAGUCUCCAAGCUACGAUAAGUGAUGAGAAUCUACAGGAUGUUGUGAUAAGUGCAUGGAUGAAUAUGCUCAAGUACUUUCAUCAAGAUGAGGGUGAGAAGCUACUAGUGCUCACUUUGUCGGUCAUGUUCAACAAUUGGAACGAUUUCACGGAGCGAGCUAAAAAAUGUGCUGUCAAGCUUUUGGAGUACAUUUUGGGCACGUAUCGAAGUCGCCUUCGGAAGAUGCGCGUCACAGAGCUUCCGGUUUCGAUAUACGUGAGUCAACAGCUGCGGCCCAUUCUCCGACAGUUUUCGGAACUACUCUUGCCGUGUUCAGACUCGGCCACGGUAUUAAGAGAUUUAUCUAGUCGUUGUCAGCAUGAAAAUCUCGCGGUAGUACACGAAGCCCUACUCGAGCUGAGAUCGACCUUGUUACGAAAAGAGUCGCCACUACAGACGCUGUCUCCUGAUUUAUUUUCUGAGGUCAUAUCUACUGUUAUUCAUGAUCUGACCGGGGUGUGUCAUAGAUUCUCGGGAAAGUAUCCCCGGAUUGCGACAGUGGCUGUGGAAUGUAUUGGCCUGGUUGGGAGCGUCGGAAGUACGAGGAUAUCCAUUUCAGAUCUCCCGCAGGACGUAGUAUUCGUCCACAAUUUUGAUCGGGAGUCGGAAUCUAUAAAACUGAUUUCCCUGUUGCUUGAAAAGUUUCUGGUACCUGCCUUUCAGUCCUCGACCGAUACCAAGUCACAGCUGUUUCUUGCGUUUGCUAUGCAGCAGCUCCUCAAAAUUUGCAGUUUCGAUGCGAAAGCCUUACAUUCGUCAAAGAGACUAGGUCUACAAUCUCAAACCUGGUCCAAAUUUAGUGAAGCCGCAAAGGUCACCCUCACUCCGUUUCUGUCUUCUAGAUAUGAGCUGGGUAAUCGCCAUGGACUCGAUGCCGACGCUGAUCUGUCGGGGUUUCCGUUGUUUCGAUCUGCAACUAACCACAGAGACUGGGUACAAAAUUUUGCCCACAGUAUUCUCAGCCAAGCAGCCAUACUCUGGAGAGCUCUCAAUCAGGAUAGGAUCACAAACACUGAAAACAUGUUCUAUAUUUUUUCGAAGAUCAUUCAUCAUCAGGACAUUCGAAUUGCUGAGUUUCUUUUACCUUUCGCAUACCAGUUCUUGUUGUGUAACGGAAGCGAGGCAGAAGCUGGGGCUAUUCAAAACGAACUUUUUGUUGUUCUGGCCGCAGAACCAGGAGAAAAUUAUGCCAUCAAAGAGGACAUCCGCCUUUCCUAUCAGACCGUCUUCUCCAUACUGGACUAUUGUAGUCGUUGGCUACGAGCUCGACGACGAUUGAAUACGCAAGUCUCCGGCGAAGAACUGUCGAGGAGCAAACGGUCAACGACCAUCGUCGCGCCUGAUAUCGUUCUCGGCGAAGACGAAUUUACAAAGAAAAUCGAGAAUAUGUACAGAUGCAUUCAAGUCGAUACGGUUGCUACCCGAGCUCUGGAUUCUCAUUCGUACGCUCGUGCGCUAUUCUACUACGAGCAAGCGCUGCGAGAGAAGAAGCGGACAGGGGAGGAUAUAGACCCCAUAUACCGAAAGCUACAGCAUAUCUAUUCUCGACUUGACGAUGCCGAUGCCGUGCAGGGUAUAUCUGCGCUGCUUUUGUCUUCUUCUGACCUUGACCAGCAGCUGUUGGAGCAUGAGUCUACCGGUCAGUGGCAUUUGGCGCUCGACUGUUAUGAGGUUGGGCUCCAGACCCAGCCUACGGCCAAGGUAGAGAUGAAUUUAGGUCUUCUCAAAUGUCUAAGAGAAUUGAAUAACAAUGGCGCUCUUCUUGGAAGACUGGAAUCUUGCGUACAGGAUCUGGAGGACCAGACUGCGUAUGGCGCUGAUCUGGGCGUCGAGGCGUCGUGGAUGAGCUCAAACUGGGCUGCUCUUCAAAAAUGGGUGGGCAAGAGUCGUUCAAAUUCGUUUGACUGCAGUGUUGGUAAGGCUCUUCUAUGCGUUCAAGAGGGAGAUUUGAUCGGGCUGUACAAAGUGCUGUCUCAGUGCCGAACCAAUAUAGCUAGUGAGAUUGCGCUAUCCGGGGUUCCAGCUCCGAAACAAAGCCACGAGUUUCUGUUCAAGCUACACGUUCUAUCAGACAUGGAGAAGAUCCUAUUGUGGUCAAUAAAUUCACAGAAAGAUUACUCUGCUCUGACGUCGCAUAUGUCGUUUCGCCAAAACAAUUUUGUGGGAUCAUACAGAGAAAAACGAUACCUUCUGACGCUUCGGCAGACGAUCUCAAACUUAGUCAGAGAGUCGUUUCCUAAGGAUGAAGCUCUUGCGAUCCUGCUUGAGAAGGCGAAAAUGGCGAGAAAGGCCCAAAAGUUUGACGAAGCGUACUCAUAUGUACUCCGUGCUUGUAGCGACUUCGACUCGCCGUUAGCUUUGAUCGAACACGCACAGUUGCAGUGGAACAAGGGUGAACAACGGCAAGCUUUAAGUAAACUGGAGGGCGUACUACAGCCCAGAACUACUCCUGCUGAGAUGUCGGAAACGAACACGGCUAGCUCUUCAUUAGCCGAUGGCCUAACCGUCAUAUCCACAAGCGGAACAAACAGUGUUGUGAGAGCUAAGGCGUUGCUUCGAUAUGCCAAAUGGUUUGACAGAUCAAACCAAGGAAAUUGGUCAGUGGUUCUAUACAAGUACAAGAUGGUUAUUGCGGAGUGCUCUACGCUUGAGAGUGGACAUUAUCACCAUGGAAGAUAUUGUAUCAAGAUUCUGGAUAACCAGAAGGUUCGGGAUCCGAAGCAGCAAUCUGCUCAGUAUACAAGUGGGCAUUACCACCGACUCGCAUGCAGAUCAUACUGCAAAGCGCUGAAGUUUGGGGUGAAGUAUGUCUACCAGACACUUCCAAAGUUGCUUACUCUUUGGCUCGACUUUGCGGAUGAAGAAGCAAGACGAAGAGGAGAUGAGUCUCAGACUCGUGAUAGAAGAAGUGUUUUGGAUAACGCAAAGACAUUGAAGGUGAUGACUAGUGCUGUUCAGGAAGUUUUCUCUGUCCUGCCGAGAUAUGUGUUCUUCCCUGUCUUGUCGCAAAUCCUUUCCAGAAUUCGUACUGUUGACUCUUCGGCGUUGAGUAUAUUAGCAAAAACGCUGAUCGAGAUUGGAGUUACUUAUCCCUCACAGUCGUGGUGGCAGAUUCUGACUCUGGAGAAGUCUGGAAACCAUCGAAUUGAACGAGGGGCCGCAAUAUCUAGAGAGCUCAGAGUAGCAUGUGACAAGAAAUCACCCGAGCUAUCGAGAAGCUUAGUAGCAGCCGCGAGACUGAUGGAUACGAUGAAUGUUCUUUGUCACGAGAAGCCGUCAAAGCAGGAACCGAGAAAGUUGGAUAUCAAUGCCAUAGGCGGUGUGGAUUUUGCAAAGCUGCUUCCGUCUGAGCUGAUUGUUCCUGUACAAGCCAAUAUGACAAUUACGUGGCCGAGUAAGUUUCGGUGCGUGCCAGACGACGAGCAUGUAGCAUUUGCGCACAAGGUCACCAUUGCGGAUAUCAGCCCCGAAGUCGAAGUCAUGAGCUCGCUGCAAAUGCCAAAGAAGGUGAAGAUGGUUGGUAGCGAUGGACGUCAGUAUUAUCUUCUCUGUAAACCGAUGGAUGAUUUGCGGAAAGACGCGCGGUUGAUGGAGUUCAAUAAUAUGAUCAACAUGCUUCUGGCUAAGGAUAUUGAGUCCAGUAAGAGAGGAUUGGGAAUCAUGACUUAUGCGGUGACUGUACUUCGACCCGAUUCAGGUAUCAUUGAAUGGGUGGAGAACACAAGGACUUUGCGCGACAUCAUCAGACGAGGAUACGAGUCCAAGAAGAUCAAGAUAAACCAUGGCAAGCUUCGAGAUAUGCUGGCGGAACCGAAUCGUGAGAAGACGUUUGUGGAUAAGAUUCUUCCAAUGUUUCCUCCCGUCCUCUACGAAUGGUUUAUUGAGAACUAUCCAGUACCGACAUCGUGGUUCGAUGCGCGGACAGCAUUUGCGCGUACGACGGCGGUGAUGUCGAUAGUGGGCUAUAUUCUCGGACUCGGAGACCGGCACUGCGAUAAUAUACUUUGCCAUGAGGAUACCGGGCGAGCACUGCAUGUAGACUUCAGCUGUCUUUUCGAGAAAGGAUUGGAUCUGGAGGUUCCAGAGUGUGUGCCAUUCCGAUUGACGCAGAAUAUUGUUGACGCGCUUGGGCCGUAUGGCUACGACGGGCCGUUUCGGAAGUGCUGCGAGAUAACGCUGAAGAUCCUGAGAGAGAACGAGGAAGUUCUGCUGCCAUUUUUGGAGACGUUCAUCCAUGAUCCGUUGGUAGAGUGGUCAUCGCGCAAGAAGUCGUCGUCCAGGGCAUUGUCGAGCAGAAACCUGGCGCCGUCUACGCCUGAAGAAGCAUUGGAGAGAAUGAAGAAGCGGUUUCGAGGGAGCACGGCUGAUGAUUCGUUCCCUCUGAGUAUUGAUGCGCAGGUCGAUGGAUUGCUGAAGCAGGCUACUGACGUGAAAAAUCUGUCUGCGAUGUAUAUUGGCUGGGUUGCGAUGUGGUAGGUAGUAAAGGUGGUUAGCUUUUGAAUAGACAGUGAAUAUGUAGAAAUCAUCUGGGCUUUCGUCGG